Ananas comosus (pineapple) is the source of this 1034-nucleotide messenger RNA. Its product is annotated as V-type proton ATPase 16 kDa proteolipid subunit-like. Gene Ontology annotation, cellular component: proton-transporting V-type ATPase, V0 domain. NCBI's taxonomy places the organism in Eukaryota, Viridiplantae, Streptophyta, Magnoliopsida, Poales, Bromeliaceae. The coding region runs from base 116 to 610 and encodes 164 amino acids. The record is from RefSeq and is a predicted model, not a curated record. Gene Ontology annotation, molecular function: proton-transporting ATPase activity, rotational mechanism. Gene Ontology annotation, biological process: proton transmembrane transport. The transcript is spliced from 5 exons.
CCAUCUCGUGUCCCUCCUCCGACACUUCUUCUCCAUCUCCAUCUCCAACGAUCUAGGGUUUUCUCUCUCGAGAUCUAGGGUUUCCCCCUCCUUCUCUCCCUCCGCCGCCGCAGCCAUGUCCAGCUUCAGCGGCGACGAGACCGCCCCCUUCUUCGGCUUCCUCGGCGCCGCCGCCGCCCUCGUCUUCUCAUGCAUGGGGGCGGCGUACGGGACGGUGAAGAGCGGCGUCGGGGUGGCCUCCAUGGGGGUGAUGCGCCCCGAGCUCGUGAUGAAGUCGAUCGUGCCCGUGGUCAUGGCCGGGGUGCUCGGGAUCUACGGCCUCAUCAUCGCCGUGAUCAUCAGCACCGGGAUCAACCCUAAGGCGAAAUCCUACUACCUCUUCGAUGGGUACGCUCACCUCUCCUCGGGGCUCGCUUGCGGCCUCGCGGGGCUCUCCGCGGGCAUGGCGAUCGGAAUCGUCGGCGAUGCCGGUGUUAGGGCUAAUGCGCAACAGCCCAAGCUCUUUGUGGGGAUGAUUCUCAUUCUUAUAUUUGCCGAAGCUCUCGCACUCUAUGGUCUCAUUGUUGGCAUUAUUCUUUCAUCUCGGGCCGGCCAAUCUCGCGCCGACUAAGAAAACUCAUAGAGUAGAUAUUUUAUGGUGAUGGUUGGCGAAGGGGGUACGGAAUGGGUCCUUAGUGAAGAUGUCGUUGGUGUUUGGGAAAGUGCGACUUGGGAAGAUUGUAAUAGGAAAAGGGUGACUUGAAUAAGUUUGCUUAUAGCUUGCUGGUGGGUUAUAUGGACAGAAAGGAACAAUAUUAUUCUCAGAGAGAGAUCAACACUGAGCCGUCAGCAGCGGUCUAUAGGGCCAAAUUGCAGGCGAAGCAAUAGGAGGAUUUUUUGGAGGACAAUCAUAAAUUAUCUUAGCUUGUAUUUGUUACAUUCUAGCAGGUUUAUGUUGUGGCUACCCAUAUAGGGUGUUCUGAUUCUCGGGGCCAGUUGCCUCACUUAUAUAGUUUAGUUUAUAUUCGCUAUGAAUGAAACCGGUAGCAAACUUA